AGCAGGUGCUCACAUAAUACCGGAUUGAUUUUAUAAAUCCACGAUGAGAUUCAUUCCGCUUCACACGACAAACACGGCGAUCGUGUACAAGAACUCGCUGUGCUCCUUUGCCUCCCUUUUGGUCCUGGCUUUUAUUGCACUCUCCGUAAUGCUGCCCGUUCUUCUGGUGUCCUUCCUGAGUCCUUAUUCGGGAAUAUCGGAAUCGAGAGUUUUAUACGAGCAGCCGAAUGUCGAGUUCACCUAUCAAUAUAUAUUUGUGGGCACAACAGAACCAGAAGAACUAGAGGAGGAGGAAUCCCUAGUCGCCUGCAGCAGCUUCAGCAAUUUCAAUACCCAAAUGGAUAGAUAUUCCAGUAGUUGCACCACUACAAGAUAUUGGACAGAGGAUUUGGACUACGAUGGCGUAACAGAUCGGGCGCAUUUUCAACUGGAACUGCAGGAUGUGCCCACUCGCAUGGUUAGCUUUAAUCUACUGCUUUUCUUCGAGGCCGAACUGCAACACAAAUGUGAUCUUUCGCCUCCUUCCGUGCUGGCCCAUCAACUUCCACUGGCGACUCGCCUCAAAAACGGGGAACUAAAGCUGAAAGGAGAGCUAAAUCUUAAGCAAUAUGUAGAGUUUACGUGCCCCUUUCCGGGUCGCAACAUUAAGACUCAGUUCCGUCAGGUCCAAGUGGAUACAAACUCCACCACGGGGAAUAUAGAGCAGUUCAAAAUGGAAUCCCUGCUAGCCCAAGUCAAGGCCAAUCCAGCGUAUUUCCAGCUGGCCGUUCAGGAGACGUACUACCGAGAGACGUCGCCUCGCUUUGAACCCGGUCUCAUCGUAGAACUGGAACUGGACAUACUCCAAGUUCCCGCUCGCUACCAUCUCAGCAUUUGGGAACGCCUUGGCCAAUUCUGGCUGUACUUCGCCUCCUUCUUCGGCAUCUCGUUUUACAUCAUGAACAAGCUGAAGGACUUUCUCUUCGGACGCCACAUCGUUCGCUCCUGGGAGAUCAUACCCUGGAAGAAGCUCUACUGACACCAGUCGGGCG
Drosophila takahashii is the source of this 1031-nucleotide messenger RNA. Its product is annotated as transmembrane protein 231. Gene Ontology annotation, biological process: cilium assembly; regulation of protein localization. Gene Ontology annotation, cellular component: ciliary membrane; ciliary transition zone. Lineage: Eukaryota; Metazoa; Arthropoda; Insecta; Diptera; Drosophilidae. The record is from RefSeq and is a predicted model, not a curated record.